UUUCAAAUGCAAGAAGAGAUAACAGAAGCCCCCCUAAAAGGUAUUUGCCUUUAAGCCCGGCAUCUCUCUAUUACUCUGCAGACCAUGGCCUCUAGCAUGAAGAAUUUCAUCCACUCUUUGGAUCCAAAAUCCCUACCUCGAAUUCUGCAAAUCCAGUCUGGCUUUUAUGAUGAAGGUUCGAUGUAUGAAAAGCUUGGCCAUGAAUGUUGCUUGUCCACAGGUGAUGUGAUUAAAGUUGUUGCAUUAGAAAUAAAAAAAAUCUUUGCAAACAAUCUAGGAAGUGAAGAUGUAAGCAUACAGUCCACUACAGCAGAACUACCUCUAAAUUUUCCAGGACUUUGUAAGGUAGUGGCUGAUAAAACCCCAUACGACAACGUUAAAGAAAUUGUAAACAAAGUUUGGAUUGGGCCAACACAGCAGGAACAACCAUGCUUCUGUUGCUCUAAGGAUAUCCAGGUAGAAAACCUGACAAUCAAACAGGGGGAGAAAAUUGUAUUUAUGUCUGUAGAAGAUCACAAUGCGACCCUGACCGUGAAUUGUGAAAUCAAGAGGAAUGGCCAGGUACACACCUUUCUUUUGCCACAUUCUCAAGAAGGAGAUUUCUAUGAAUGGCAAGAUGACCAAAUAUACACCCUGGAAGAGAUUGCCAAAUGGAAAAUCCCAAAGAGCCGCACACGGAAAGUUCUGUUCCUUAAUACUGGCGAUGCUGGAUACUCUCCUGAACUUCUGCCUAAGAAUUUUGGGAGCUGUGGAAUUCUAGAAGCUAUAUAUGAAGUUCAUGCUGUGAUGAAAUUUCAAAAAGAGAUUGUUCAUUUCCAUUCUGAUUUAGAUGUUGAAGUUGAAGAUGUCACUGACCAUUACAAUAUUAAUACUUUUCUCCAGCCAUUAUCAGUGAAAGAUAUAUUAGAAAAGGCAGGGACUGGAUCCCCUUUUGUUGUUGCCAUAAUUGAAGACUCCAUUAGAAACAAGCAUUCUUAUAAUUUCCUGUGUCCUGGCAGAGAAAUAGUAAUUUACAAAAAGUAUCAGGCUGGAAGAAUCUUAGCAUCUGAAAUCAAGAAUACUUCCUCUAAAAGAUACUUUUUAAUUCCUGAGAGCUACAAAGGGAAAUUCAAAAGAAAACCUCGCGAAUUCCCAACUGCCUAUGACCUGGAAAUAGCAAGGAACAUGAAGGAAAAGCUUCAUGUUAUAGCUACCAAAGCUUUUGACUGUCCGCAUGAAGAGAUGUGCUCGGUUUCUGUUGGAGAUGAGUUUUUGAUUCCCAGAUACCAGAAAGUUGUUGAAUAUGAAAGGAAGUGUGUGAAGACUGCAUUACCUUGUGAACAAAUUAUCUUGCCAGAUAAAGUCAAUAAGGCCAUCCUUCUUCCAAUGUUCAUGGAAGGAGGCUUCAACGAAGUGGUGCAUGAUAGGAAUCAAUAUGAUAUUUCGGAGCUUUGCAACAAUUUCCACCUUCCGUUAAAUGUCACAGUUGGCAUAAGGGAUCUUUCCACCCAGGAGGAUAUUUUGGCUGGCAUUCCCUAUCUGCAGCUUGAAGAGGAAAUCAAUGAUUCUUACUUGUUAAUCAGCAAUUUCAAUAAUCCCAAAGAAAUUUGGGAAGUUUCUGUACACUGUUUAAAUAUGUCCUUUCAAUUGCUGAGAGAAUAUCCAGAUGAUACUGUGCGUUUCCCAAUAAAGUCAAUUGUAGAAGAGAUUACCGAAGACCAGUACUAUAUGAUGAGAAAAUAUAAAAAUCAAGCCACAAUCCCUCCACCCAGACCUCCUAAAAUACACAUUGUAGAAGAAUCCAAAUAAUAUUUUCCCGUUAUUCCGGUUCACCAUCUUUUUGAUACACCAGAAGAUGACAAGAUAGAGGACACAUAGAAAGAUGCUAGUUAUAAAACAAAAACCCAGCUUCUCAUUUUAUUACAUGUCUAGUUAUUAUUAUUGUUCCAAAAACCAUUUAGUUCCACAUUUGUGUGUUCCAGACUGUUGGUGGUUUUCAUCACACCCUGAUUCCUUUAUAAUUCUUUGUAUUUAUUUAUUGCAUUUAUACCUGCUGCAAUUACAAGACUCUUGUCAUUAAUUCACCUUGGU
Pantherophis guttatus is the source of this 2070-nucleotide messenger RNA. RefSeq names its product thymocyte selection associated (gene THEMIS). The record is from RefSeq and is a predicted model, not a curated record. Gene Ontology annotation, cellular component: nucleus; cytoplasm. Gene Ontology annotation, biological process: T cell receptor signaling pathway. Lineage: Eukaryota; Metazoa; Chordata; Lepidosauria; Squamata; Colubridae.